Messenger RNA from Nymphaea colorata (pocket water lily), 2967 nucleotides. RefSeq lists its product as uncharacterized. The coding region runs from base 338 to 2626 and encodes 762 amino acids. The record is from RefSeq and is a predicted model, not a curated record. NCBI's taxonomy places the organism in Eukaryota, Viridiplantae, Streptophyta, Magnoliopsida, Nymphaeales, Nymphaeaceae. The transcript has 3 exons.
CGCGAGCUUGCUGCCUUUCUUCCUUCGGCAUCAUCUUUUGUGCCGUUCCCGCGUGUUCUCCAUUUUCGGUGUCCAGAGUCGAUGGAGGGUAGAGGAAGAAAGGGACGGAUAGAGAGGAUUCCGACGAGUUCCGUACAAUUGUCAGUGGAUUGUCUUUCUGCUCGACGCUGGAGGUGCAGUCGGUCAUCUGGGAUGAUCUUUGUCAGGUUUCCUGGUGGAUGGGUUUCUUGGUCCUGUGCAGCGCUGUGAGUUAGGGUUCCUUUUUCCGCGUUUCCUUUUUGAUGUGUGAAGUAGAACCGUCGCGUGAAUUAUGUUUACUAGGUUGUGAAUUUAGUGAAUGGAUGAUGAGUUCGUCGACACUAAGGGUUUCCCGGAGGCGAAUUGCAGCGCGGGGGAGUUGGUUUCUUACCUGAAGGGGUCUUUCCUGAGGACGGAUUUCGAGAAGGCCGCGAAUAUACUGAAGAUGAGAGAGGAAGAUUCGGGGAAGAAGGAAGCAUCCCUGAAGGCAGAGCUACGGAAGGUUGCGGAGGAAUCGAAGUUGAAGGAUGAGCGGAUUAGGGAACUUGAGGAAAAGAACGAAGAGGCAGCGAGACGGGAGAAGGAGCGCGAGCGGGAAUUGCAGAGUCUUUUUGUGAGGAACAGGGAGUUGGAGGAUGAGUGUGGGAAGUGGGAGUUGGAGUGCACCUUUCUGAGGGAAGAGGAGUGGAAGGCGCGGAUAGAAAUCGACACGUUGAUGAAGAAGGAGGAAGAAGCGGCGGUCCGAUUUGGGGAACUUGAAAGGGCGUUUGCCGAGUUGGACGGCGAGAAGCGGAUGGUCGAGGAGGAGCUGGAGGAUUGGAAGAGGAAAUGCAACAAGUUGGAGGAAGAUUUUCCAGUGGUUCAUGGGGAGGUGGAGAAGAUGAAGGAACAGAUUAAGGGGUUGUUAGAGGAGCUCGGGAAGAAAAGAGAGCCGAGCAAACAUUAUAGGGAAGCUGAAUUGAAGUUUGACGAGGUUGACAGCACGAAUCAGCAGCCUCCCCUCCUAAGCCCUGCCGCCAAGAUCGACAGAUCAAGCAACCGUCAACCUUGUGCACCAAACCUUGUCCCCAAGGCAGAAACCCCUAUAGACCGUCUAAUAAUUGACAAGAAGCACUCUACUGUGGCAGGAGGGCCACACAAACUUGUCAUAGAUAUAAGUGACAGUGACGAAGAAGUGGAUGCCUCACCCGCACCACUGCUUACAAGCGCCAGUAGAAAGAGUGGUACUCUGAAUAUUUCUUCCGAUAAUAUGGUGAAGUCUCUCCUUCAGGGACCUCCUACCAAUUUGACAGAAAAAACGCCAAACUCGAGCUUGAAAAUUCCAACGAGUGAAACAAGAGUAGUUGCUUCGCAUAGCAAUAUUAGCUCAAGUACUGAGCGUCGUAUUCUGUCUCCUAAGAUAAAGCUGCUCUCUGAAGUGGUAGCUGUGGAUGAUAAUGGUGAAGGUACCCGUCGCGUAACAGGUCGUGCGGCAAAGACUUGUGGCCUAGGUGACUUGGUGCAGACUUCGCAACUAACUUCUUCCAGUCUGACAGAAACAACCUCAAAGAUGAGUUCAAAUGACAAAAAUUACAGUAUUGAAGUGAAAAAAAAUGUGGGCCCGGGUGAAGAGGACGACCGUAUUCUGUCACCCAAGAGAAGGCGUCUUUCUAAGGUUAUAAGUGACGGCGAGAGUGAUGAGGACGAAGACAACCGGAACUCUACGCGUAGAACAAAGAAGCUAUUGGUGGAUCUGCUUGCAGGCAAUGAGCAUGGUAAAUUGAAUGCUGAUCCUGCAGCUCUUGUUGAUGGCCAGCGGCUAGUUGACACUCCUCAAAACGAAGAUUCUGUUCAGACCAGUCUUUUGUUGAUGGAGGUUGAUACUGCUGGAUGCAGUGAAGAGAUCAGUACUUUUAAAAGCCCAGUGACUCCUACAAGAAAGCGCAUUCAUCUAUUACGAGAACUAGAGAAAAUGAGGGACACAAGAGAGAUCUCUUCAGUUGUUCCUGCAGAUGAAGGUGACGCCAACGAUGUGAAGAGCACAUUAUCUAGAGCUGCUGGUGAAUUUAUUCCUGAAAAUCUACACAAUGAAAACCAUGCCAUCGAGAGCAGUGAAAGCGAAAGUCUGGGUGGAUUUAUCGUAAACGGGGCUGGUGAAUCAGAAGCUGAGUCUAGUUCUUCAGAUUCAUCAGCUUGUGGAGCUGAUGAUGGUUCCAUUUCUCAGGACUCACUCACCCACAUCUUAGGGAGAAUCCAGAAGAAGAAAGGUUCAGAAAAUUGGGAAUUUGAGGCUGAUAUGCUUGCUUCAUUUCAGAGGGAUGAUGAGCUUUGCAUGAAGGCUGUUUGUGCUCUUUAUAGGCAGCAAACGUCUGAAGAGAAAGCAGGCAAGGCUUCACUAUAUCACAACCGCCGGGGAUUUAAUAAGUUUGAUGCAUUGAGGGGAUCUGAACUAGCAGAAUUUCUGACUGACGGCGAUCCAUUUGGUCCACUGAAGAAGUCUGCAAAAGAAUUGGAGAGGCACAAGCCUGAGGGGGUUGAGUACUGCCGAGAACUGGCUAUGCGUUACUCCAAGCAGUUGUUUGAGAUAUAUCAGAAGCGGGAAGAUCCCUUAUUUUGCCCAUCAUCCUGAGUUUGGGCUUGGAGCGAGCUAUUCAUGACCUUUCAAUAUAACUAAUCGGAAAUUAAAGUCUGGCCAGCUGAGAUCAAGGGUCUUUCCGCGGCUGCCAACUGCACUCAGAAUCCGGCAUAAUUUUAUCGUGAGCAGCGUUGUAAAUAACAUCUGGACGGUAUGGUUUGCUCAUAGGUAUUUUUUUAUCGGGUUGAUGCAUAUGUGUCGGCCAGUAUUGCCCUAGUUUUCAAUUAUUUUUAAAUUUUAAAAGUGAAUGUAAUAUAUUCUAAAUUAAUUUUGGAAAAAUAUAAAAUAUAUAAACAUGCCCUGUAUCGUAUUCCAAAGGGAAUGAUACGUUCUGA